UGUAUGUAUUAGUGAUGUAAUCAUAGCUGAGAUGAACAUUGAUGUCAAUAACCCUUAUAUUUGAAGUGUUGUCCCACUUAUGACACCGUUAUAGCCGACCAUCACUUUUAAUGAUUGAAAGCUAAGAAGUGACCCCAAAAUGAUCAGACAGUCAACGAUAUGACUGAUGUAUAGUCGACAUCACCACUGAUCAGACAAUACAUACUUAUUGUUAUCAAAGAUGUCUUAAUUGACUCAAUCAUCUGAUAUUAAGUGAUAUUAUUUUAUCAUUUGUUUAUUACUUAUGUCUGCAGCGAUGUUUUACAACGUUUCAAACGAUACAUGGGAUCAAAAUACAGAUGCCCCAUCUCUGGAGGUAUCACUUGAAGAAGUGGUUAAUUUGUUAGCCAUGGCUCUCAAUAAUCGUUUUCAUGAAGCACUGGAUGCCUGUGAAAAAUGGUCUCAUAAGAGUCUAUACCACGCACUGGGAAAGGGAACGCUUUGCUUCCUUAAGGGAUGUCUUACCUUAGAAAGAACUGAGAUACAGGAGGCUAUGGAUGCAUUGCAAAACUGUAUUGAUAUAUGUUGUCGAAAGAUGCGAUCGAGUAUUACAAGAGUUGUUUGGCGUCCAAAUUAUAACUAUUAUAGUGACGAGGAAAUACAUGCCGAGCUUUGUUACGCCGAAGCACUUCUAAUGACAGCUUUGCUUACAUUUCUUGAGGACCAAAAUCUAUUAAAUCUCGUUAAGGGAGCCUUUCGUAUUAGGAAUUGCUAUCAAUCAUACAAAGAAUGUAUGUAUAUAUUAAAUCACAGAACUGAAUGGAAAAGUGAAUCCAUAAGAAAUCAUUUUGAGAGUGGAGUGAGACUGGGAAUCGGGACUUUCAACUUAAUGAUAUCUCAUAUGCCAACAAAAGUAUUAAAAUUACUUGAAUUUGUCGGCUUUUCCGGAGACAGAGCACAAGGAUUUACAGAUUUAGAGCAAUCAACUCAAUUGACUGAAGGUCUCAGAUGUCCAUUGGCUGCACUUAUAAUGCUUUGCUACCAGUGCUAUAUUGAACAUAUAUUUGGUUUGGGAGAGGGAGACCUGCAAUGUGUGGAAAAAUUAUUGGAUUUUAGUUUAAAAAUAUAUCCAAAUAGUGCAUUCUUCCUGCUAUUCUUAGGAAGACUGGAACAACUCAGAGGAAAUGUUAAAGAGGCAAUUGAAAAUUAUAAGAAAUGUAUUGAAAUUCAAGACGAAUGGAAACAAUUUCAUAAUAUCUGUUAUUGGGAACUAUUAUGGUGUCAUUCAGUACAAUGCGAUUGGGAUAGUUCUGCCAAAUAUGCAGAUAUAUUGAGACGACAAUGCAAAUGGUCGCCCGGCACUUAUACCUACCAAUACGCCACUUACCUGUAUAUGAUUAUGAUUGAACAAAACAAACCACAACUUAAAGAACAAAUAGAGGAUCUAUUGCGAACUGUUCCAAAAUUGAAGAUAAGAUAUGCGGGCAAAACAGUUCCGGCAGAGAAGUUUGCGAUAACUCAAUCAGAGAAAUAUUUUGUCCAAAAUAAUACUCUAUUAUUACCUGCUUUAGAAUUUCAAUAUAUAUGGAAUAUAUUCGCUGCAAUUGGCAAUUCACCAAAACUUCUAAACCCUAUAUUAGAUAGGGUUGAAAAUGCUGUGACUUUACAUAAACAUGAUUUAGAAUUUGAGGAACGGUCUCUUGAUAACUAUGCUUUGGCACUAUUAUUAAAAGGAAUGUGUAUGAGAUUUUUAGGCUAUCCCUUACAGGCACAACAAUGCUUUAAAGGUGUACUUGAUUGUGAGAAGCGGAUCACUUACGAUACAUUUCUUGCACCACAUUCUGCUAUGGAGUUGGGUUUGACUUAUUUAUCAGUCAAUGAGUUGACUGAAGCCCGUGUUUGGCUAAAUAAAGCCAGACAUGAAUAUACCGGCUAUUUAUUGGAAACUAUAGUCCACUUUCGGGUUCACUGUGCUAUGAGAGUGAUUAAAUCAAAACUACAAAUUGAUUUGAACUCAUCUCAAGAGUCAACUUCUGUUAUAUCACCAGUGAAUGACAAUCAACUGAAAAACACAACUAUAUUCAGCUCUAUAUUCACUGAAUUGUCAAAAAAGAUAAGUAAUGUUUCACUUAAUACAAGCACUCAUAACAAACAAACUGAAUAUGAAGAGUACUUAAAUGGUUAUCAAAUUAAACUAUAAUGAAUUG
This is a messenger RNA of Oppia nitens, 2186 nucleotides long. Its product is annotated as tetratricopeptide repeat protein 39B-like. Bases 284 to 2179 code for a protein of 631 amino acids. The record is from RefSeq and is a predicted model, not a curated record. Gene Ontology annotation, molecular function: protein binding. NCBI's taxonomy places the organism in Eukaryota, Metazoa, Arthropoda, Arachnida, Sarcoptiformes, Oppiidae. The transcript has 17 exons.